Molecule: messenger RNA, 975 nt
Organism: Rangifer tarandus platyrhynchus (Svalbard reindeer)
Lineage: Eukaryota; Metazoa; Chordata; Mammalia; Artiodactyla; Cervidae
Source: the annotation of a GenBank genome assembly
AUGACCCUCAACACCAGUGACGGACGCAGUGAAUAUGGAGAGACAACAUCAAGUGAAGAGGUGACGUUCAAUGAGGCAGAACGAAGCCCCCACGGCGCCUGUGAGACCUCGCACCCUGCAUUCCAGGCGUCUGCCCUCGGUUCACAGUCCCCGACUCCCACCAUGAGCGCCCUGCUGUCUCAAACCCCCGUGGUGGCGGUCUCGCCAACAGCAGGGGUGCAGGCUUUCGUCUUCGGAGACCCAACUGUUAGCGGCAGGUCUCAUUUUGUGGAAAGAUACAUUGACCAGAAAGCCAGCGAUAGGGGCGGUUUCUACGAUACGAAUCACACACAACUUAAGUUUCUGCGAGUAACUCAGUGCGACUCUGCUCUCACCGUCCCACAAGUUUUGUUUCCCGGGGGGCCCCAACCUCGGCGUCCAGCCUGGAUUCUCCAGAACCACCCGACCUCCCGGCCCGACCCGGCCACGGCCGCGAGUCAAGCGCCUUCCCGCUACUCACCGUGGGCAGGUCGGUCCGAGUGCCGGGUCGGUCGGCUGCGGAGUCGGAAGAGCCGGCGCCGGCGGCCCGGCCCAGCCCUGCUACACUUUAACCGGCAGCGCCGGCGCUCCGCGCGCUCUGGGCGGCCAGGAGAGGCACCGCGGGCGUCUCGGACCCGACCUGCUCCUGGCGGCGAGCGGGCGCCGGGCGGGCCUGCGGGCCGGGGCGGGCGAGUAGUGCGCGCACUCGCGCACCUGGCUCACCGCACGCACGGGUGCGCUGGGCCGGCGCGUGCGUGGCUGCCCGGGAGACGCUCGGACCCCGGCAGCCAUCCCGCGCGACCCCUGCAGGCCGGGCACUACAUUCCCCACCCUGGGAGGGCGCCAGAGGGCCGCCCCUACCCGGGCGGUGCUGGGGGAGGCGGAGCCCGGAGGUGUGGUCCCGGGCGCCUGGAUAAGAGCACGCGGCCCGAAGCCGAUCCGGACCCCGCGAGGUAG